This is a messenger RNA of Polypterus senegalus (gray bichir), 1269 nucleotides long. RefSeq names its product mitochondrial assembly of ribosomal large subunit 1 (gene malsu1). Gene Ontology annotation, molecular function: ribosomal large subunit binding. The record is from RefSeq and is a predicted model, not a curated record. The coding region runs from base 39 to 689 and encodes 216 amino acids. Gene Ontology annotation, biological process: negative regulation of translation; negative regulation of ribosome biogenesis. The transcript is spliced from 4 exons. Gene Ontology annotation, cellular component: mitochondrion. NCBI's taxonomy places the organism in Eukaryota, Metazoa, Chordata, Cladistia, Polypteriformes, Polypteridae.
GGGACGUAAGAAAGUCACGGCUUGUGGUUUGGAUCCGAAUGGCGGCUGUUCGUCUUGUUUCGUGUUUUUCUAGAAGUGCUUAUUUUUUAAGACCUCAGAAUAAACGUCUCAUGCAACCGUUUUCACGUAAUUUUGCCUUGCGACAAUUUUUAGUGCAAAAUGCGUUUACUAAGUCGUCCUUGCGUCGGAGUUAUAAUCUCGAAGUGGAAGACCCAACGUUUCAAGCUAACAGACUGGCUGCCUCAUUGCGUGGAUCUUCCGCAUUAACUUCACACACAAAUCCUAAGUUUAACAUUGAUGUGUUGGUUUCUCUUCUGCGGCAAGAGAAUGCAGCUGAUAUUUGUGUUAUAAAAGUACCAGAAGAGUUCAAGUAUUCAGAUUACUUUGUCGUUGUAAGUGGCACUUCGACUAGGCACAUUCAAGCAAUGGCACAGUAUGCCUUAAAAGUGUAUAAGUAUCUUCAGGAAGACAACAUUCAUGCCAACAUUGAAGGGAAAGAUUCAGAGGAUUGGCUGUGCAUAGAUUUUGGUCAAAUUGUUGUUCAUUUCAUGCUUCAUGAAACCAGAGAGAUCUAUGAGCUUGAAAAAUUAUGGACUUUGCGUUCAUAUGAUGACCAACUGACAUCGAUUGCUCCAGAAACAUUUCCUAAAGAUUUUAUCCUUGAAGAAGUGGAGGAUGUUCAGAGUUGAUAAUGCAGCACAUCAAGAUGGAUCUGAAAUUCAGAUUAUUGUUCAGUCCUGCUUCUGUGUACAUUACACUUGGGACAGCCAGUAGCGUGUAUUUUUUAUUUAUUAUAUAAAUAAAACAAUUGGACGGUUUAGGAAGAAAAUGAGGGGUUUACUAUUUUCUAAUGUAUUGUUUUUGUGUUGCUUCCUGAAUUCAAACUCUUUGAUUUUUGGGGAAUGAAAGUAAUAAUGACUUUAUUCAAAAUGGGAUUGUUUUGCUGACAAAACUAGCCAUUGUUCCAUAUUGGAUUUUUAAUUUAAACAUAAGCUAAGGAGGGAAAAAAAAAGUUGGAUAUAUAAGUGGCCCUUUGAAAGCAGAGUGGCUGUGUGAAGUUGUACGUCAUACCCUCUUGGUUGUCAAAAAAUACAAUUCUUCCAUUAUCCAUGUAUAGAAAUGUGGGCUUUGGCCUUACUUUCAUGCUGUUUCUAGAUAAGGUAAAUAUAUGUAACUGUUGCUAAUUCCUGAACUUAAAGUAAUUUAUUCUGAAAUGUUUGGCUGUUGCUUACAAAAAAUAAAGCACACUAAUCUUUUUGCUUUUCCAAA